UCUUUGAUUGAUUAUCAAAUUGAUGAUUCUGUUAUUUUGAAACCUUUGAGGAUAGUAAAGAAACGCAUAGUUAAUUAUGUUGACUCUUUUGAAGUUGAAUGGGAAAGAUUAGGAUUUGAUAAAUGGUCUGGACAGAAAAAUAUUCCUCAUCUCAAUGAUGAAAAUGUCAAGAAUAAUAUGAAUAUUUCUGUGAAUUGUAAUUAUUAUUUUUCUGUACCUCAAGUUGAAUUUCGUAGAGUUCAUAGUGACAUUUGUUCUGUGUUCGAAAAUUCCGCAAGUCAAAUUUUACUGCAAAAGAAAAAAACAAAGUCUCAAUUAUCUAAAGUUGAUAAAAAUCAACUUGCCAUAGACGAAGCAUUCAAAAGUCUAAGUAUAUCAACCAAUAAAGUAAAUAAGAAUAAAUCAGAGAAAGGCGGAAAUCCUGCUGUUUUGACUUCACUUACUAAUCUAAUCAGACAUCCAGUGUGGGAGUCGGAUGCUUCCAGCAUCGAUGAAAAUGAACAUGUGUAA
Schistosoma turkestanicum is the source of this 510-nucleotide messenger RNA. NCBI's taxonomy places the organism in Eukaryota, Metazoa, Platyhelminthes, Trematoda, Strigeidida, Schistosomatidae. The record is from the annotation of a GenBank genome assembly.